UUCGGUGAAUGUGAGAAAGAUCGCAAGUGGUUAGCAAUGCAUCCAAAAAAGAACCGGGAUCAUCUUGCUGCAAUGCAUCUAGCAAAGAUCGCAAGAUAUGUCAAGUCAAUGGUUACAAAUAUCAGGAUUUUGACAUGGCACGACAUGAUCAAGUCUUUUGAAGAGUCGAUAAUCCGGCAGUACCGUCUCGAUCAGUUGCUCGAAGUGGUCGUCUGGGAUUACUCCGAAAAACUGCAGCAACAAAACGGUUAA
Molecule: messenger RNA, 252 nt
Organism: Gongylonema pulchrum
Lineage: Eukaryota; Metazoa; Nematoda; Chromadorea; Rhabditida; Gongylonematidae
Source: the annotation of a GenBank genome assembly